Messenger RNA from Drepanopeziza brunnea f. sp. 'multigermtubi' MB_m1, 492 nucleotides. RefSeq lists its product as uncharacterized. The record is from RefSeq and is a predicted model, not a curated record. NCBI's taxonomy places the organism in Eukaryota, Fungi, Ascomycota, Leotiomycetes, Helotiales, Drepanopezizaceae.
AUGCCUCCCACCUCAACAAACAACAUCGCCUUCACCUCACCCAUCAACCCCCCCGGCGCAUCCCCGACCCUCACCCGCCCCCAGAUAUGGCGCAUGCUGCAGCUCAAGGUCCGCUCGGCGGAGACUUUCGUCCCCAACGCCAUCCAAUCCACGACCGUGCUGUCCACCACCCCAGCCAGCGACAAUGCCGGUGCCGUCACGGUCCGCGAGGUGAUGUUCCGAGAAGCUCAGCGCGUGGUGAGGGAGGUGGUGACGGAAUUCGAGGAUGCGAGGGUCGAGUUUGAGCAGCCGGAUGGGAGCCGAAUUAGUAAUGUUGUGAGUGAGGGCGCCGAUGGCGAGCUAUACAUGACUUAUAUCUUUGAAUGGAGGCACCCUGGCAUGAAGGAGGAAGAGCUGGAGGCGCUGAAGGCGAAGGAGAGGAAGAUGAGCCGGAUGGCUGUGGAGGGGACGAUCGAGGCUAUGAGGAAACUGGUGAGUGAAGGGAAGUACUGA